CGGCCGAAAUGAAAGCCGUUCUCAUCUGCGAUUUCCUAGAGUUGUGGUUACUUUAAGCUUUAAAUAACAUAAAACUCGUCAUACUUACAUAUGUUUAUCAGUGGACUGUGCCAUGCAGAAUAAAGGAUAGAGAUGAAGUGAGCGCAAUUGCCUGAUUCUGAGAAAGGGACGUAGAAAAGAGGCCGUGAUGGAGGAAAAUUCACUACUACAUAAUCCUUUGAGGAAAUCUCUACUCAUCCUGGUUCUUUCCUUCUGUUGCACAUAUGCAGAUCUCUGCUCAGUCCAUACCUGUGUCAUCGCAGAUGUGGGAAGCAAUGCUACCCUGCCCUGUGGGAAUCUGACAGGACAAGACACUUCUCAAGUGAACUGGUAUAAAAACAGUCCAGACACACUGAAGGUGCUUUUGACUUACAGUGUAGCUGAAAAACAGCUCUUUCAAUUAAAUGAAACAAAGCCCAGAAUAAAGCUGCUGCAUAGUCCAAAUGAAGAUUUUGGUCUCCAGAUUCUUCAGGUGCAGCAACUGGAUGCAGGAAACUAUACAUGUAAAGCAACAAUGAACACUGGGGUGAAAAGCACACAAUGGGAGCUCAUUACACAAGAUUCCAGCACCUAUGCUUCCAUAGAAGUGGGAAGCACUGUCACGCUUUCUUGUGGAAACAUGACAACAAAUGACACUGUACAAGUGAAUUGGCUUAAAGAUCAUCUAGGCAUGAUUGUGAGUUACGAUGUAAAACGAGAUGUGCUUUACCAGUUGAAUGAAACAAAGGCCAGGAUUAAACUGUUGCAAGGCCCAGAUAAAGAUUUUGGCCUCCUGAUUUCCCGAGUACAGCACCUGGAUGCAGGGAACUACUCAUGUAAGGCAACAAUGCGCACUGGGGUCUUUAACACACACUGGAAACUGAUCACACGAGAUGCCACUGGAUCAUCAUUUAUUUUCUCCAAACCUACCCUUAUCAUUAUGGUGAAUAUUCUCACUGCAAUAUGUUUAUGUGGAAGUUGUUUAUCUUUCAACAGAAAAUAUCUUUUCAAAGUUUGCAAAAAGCAAAAUGAGAAUGACAAAGCAGUAAGUAACCAGCAGGUUGAGGAUCAUCCACGUGAACCUGAUGAUAUCUACAUCAAUAGCCUGACAAUUCCAAUCCCAAAAGCUGACUGAGAUUUGUAUUUUUGAAGAUGAUCGAAUGAACAAAUAUACACUACACUUAAAUAU
This is a messenger RNA of Polypterus senegalus (gray bichir), 1207 nucleotides long. RefSeq lists its product as uncharacterized. Lineage: Eukaryota; Metazoa; Chordata; Cladistia; Polypteriformes; Polypteridae. The record is from RefSeq and is a predicted model, not a curated record. Gene Ontology annotation, biological process: regulation of neuroinflammatory response. The transcript is spliced from 7 exons. Gene Ontology annotation, molecular function: signaling receptor activity. Bases 188 to 1153 code for a protein of 321 amino acids.